GCAGGCUAUAAGAGUGUCCCGCCGCUGCACAUGCACACUUCGGGGAAACUUCCUCGCUGGAGAGCCGCGGCGGCCAUGGGAGAAGCGCUCGCUCCCGCCAGCCCCGCUCCGCCCUAAGGCGGGUAGCCCCGCGGCGGAGGGGCGGCUGCAGCCGGGACCCCCGCCCCGACCUGUCCCCGCGUUAGGCGGUGCUGGAAGGCGUGCCUCCUUCGCCAGCACCUGGCUCUGCCCUGGAGAGGCUGUGGCGGCAGGAUGAGAGUGAACGGGAGUGAGCUGAACAGCUCCGACCUCCCGCGGGACCCACCGUCCGAGGACUCCCCGCGUCGCCCCCCGUGGGUGACCUCCACCCUUGCCGCCGUCCUAAUCUUCACCAUCGUGGUGGACCUGCUGGGCAACUUCCUGGUCAUCCUCUCCGUCUACCGCAACAAGAAACUGCGGAACGCGGGAAAUGUGUUUGUUGUAAGCCUGGCAGUUGCAGACUUGGUUGUAGCAAUCUACCCGUACCCACUGGUCCUCACAUCUGUGUUUCACAACGGAUGGAAUCUGGGAUACCUUCACUGCCAAAUUAGUGGCUUCUUGAUGGGCCUAAGUGUCAUUGGAUCAAUCUUCAAUAUUACAGGCAUCGCUAUCAAUCGGUACUGCUACAUCUGCCACAGUCUCAAAUAUGACAAGCUGUACAGCGAGAGGAAUUCAUUGUGCUAUGUUGUUCUUAUCUGGGUCCUAACGUUUGUGGCUAUUGUGCCCAACCUGUUUGUGGGAUCACUACAGUAUGACCCUAGGAUUUACUCGUGUACAUUUGCACAAUCUGUGAGCUCAGCAUAUACAAUAGCAGUUGUAUUUUUCCAUUUCCUGCUUCCCAUAGCCAUAGUUACUUUCUGUUACUUGAGAAUAUGGAUCCUCGUUAUUCAGGUAAGGCGAAGGGUUAAACCAGAUAACAACCCCAGACUGAAACCACAUGACUUCAGAAACUUUGUAACCAUGUUUGUUGUGUUUGUACUGUUUGCAGUCUGCUGGGCUCCCUUGAACUUUAUAGGCCUGGCUGUGGCCGUCAACCCAAAAACUAUAAUCCCUAGGAUUCCAGAGUGGUUGUUUGUGUGUAGUUAUUACAUGGCGUAUUUCAACAGCUGCCUUAAUGCUAUCAUAUAUGGUCUCCUGAACCAGAACUUCAGAAGAGAAUAUAAGAGAAUUAUUGUCACUUUUUGUACAACAAAGGUUUUUUUCCAGGACAGUUCUAAUGAUGUGGGAGACAGGAUGAAAAGUAAACCUUCUCCUUUGAUUACAAACAACAAUCAAGUGAAGGUGGACUCUGUCUGAAAAUUAAAAUCUUUCU
This is a messenger RNA of Dryobates pubescens (Downy woodpecker), 1330 nucleotides long. It is a transcript of the gene MTNR1A, whose product is annotated as melatonin receptor 1A. The coding region runs from base 253 to 1314 and encodes 353 amino acids. The record is from RefSeq and is a predicted model, not a curated record. The transcript is spliced from 2 exons. Gene Ontology annotation, molecular function: melatonin receptor activity. Gene Ontology annotation, cellular component: membrane. NCBI's taxonomy places the organism in Eukaryota, Metazoa, Chordata, Aves, Piciformes, Picidae. Gene Ontology annotation, biological process: G protein-coupled receptor signaling pathway.